Paraglomus brasilianum is the source of this 1755-nucleotide messenger RNA. The record is from the annotation of a GenBank genome assembly. NCBI's taxonomy places the organism in Eukaryota, Fungi, Glomeromycota, Glomeromycetes, Paraglomerales, Paraglomeraceae.
AUGGCGGAUAUGUGUGGUUUCUUUGCAGAGAAUGUGAACGAUCUUAAAAAUUGGACCCAUAGUAACGUCGUUGAAGCAUACGUGAACAAAUAUGGUCCUGAUCCAAACAUAUUUUUUGGUAAGAUUUAUAGAGAUUUACAUGCCAUCCAAGAAAACGUAUUCAUAAAGGAAUCGGUAAAGCAGAAGGCAGAAGAAUUCCUGACUAAUUGGCAGGAAAGUACACAGACAUUACUCGUGUUUUUAGGGGUUUGGACUCAGCAUUAUAAAAGGCAUUAUAAGGGUGAGGCCGAAGUUCAGCAGCUCAAAGUCAAGGAGGAUAUAUUCACGCUUCGAGCCAGCACAGAAGCAACCCUGACAAAUGCAGAGGGUGCUCUUAAAGCUGGCAAGCUGCUCAAGAACCAUAUGGAGGCGGCUGUAUUAAAAAGCACGCAAACUUUGAAACGGACACACAAUGAUAAGACAGAGAACCCAGACCCUGUAGGGCAAGAAGAAGAGGAUGAUACAGAUGAAUUUGACGAUAGUGCAAGUGAAUUUGACAAUAAUGCAAGUGAAGUUGUAUCAAACAAACGCGUAUGCUAUGAUCAGUUGGAAAAGUGCGGCAGGAGAAGCAGCAGAAACAAUGACGGAGAUGCAGAAGAACAAGCGGAUGAAUCUGCUUUGGAUUUGAAAUUGUUAUUGGAAAAUUAUUCUAAGAAAAAAACGACAUCACCAUAUGAUCCAUCUCAUAGCUUUAUACUGGAUUUGUCGCCACUAUCUAAAAUCCGAGAUAGUAUCAGCCGUGAAGAAUGGGCUAUGCUAGUAUCAGAUAAACCUCCAAUAAUGCAAAAGUCGUAUCACCAUGAGAUCGAAUCUCUUCUUGUUCAUUUGUUUGGAAAGUUUGAUAAAGGAGUAAGGACAUUUGGAUUACGAGAAGUGAAGCUCUGUUUGACUCGCAAUUUGUGGUACACUCUACGUAGCCUGCCUGCUCCCAAAUAUAGUGACAAUUUCUCAUAUAAUAAAGAUGAAUGGAAGAAGAUUCAAUGUUGGGUCGAGCAAGCUGUUGGGCACUUUUUGGAUGCCUUUGAAUCUUCACGAAACCCACUGCAACAGGGUGGCUGUCAUGAACAUGAAUGGUUCCAUGGCUAUGUAAUUCCUAUCUUUCAAAAGGCCCUGGCCUUAGAUAGCACCUGCUAUGUGCCAUGGGGAGAAGUCUCGGUCUUAGCAUCCCAACGUCGUCAUAAUCACAAUAAGGAUGUUUGUAUAGUAAUAGAGAAAGUUGAACGUGUACAUAUGCUAUGUUCGUAUGAGCAGUAUGAGCUUGUCUGUGGACUGUCCUGUGGUGGACCACACUUCCAUGAUCUUACAAAAUUGAGCUCAGAUGAGUUCAGUCUUCCACGAAUAAUGAAAGACAUGCUUGAUGACAUACGAUUGAAGUUUCAUUGUGCUUCCAAGGAUGAGUCACGAUUGUAUGUUCUUGGAUUGCAAACUUAUAUGACAGAAAUUCGCAUUUACUUAAUGGAUAGACGUGAAGUAUAUCGGCUCCAUUUUGUCAAGACUUUUACCCUUCCACUCGCAUUUCCUGCUUAUCAGAACUUGAGGACUGCACUGAAAUGGGCUUGGAAUGUUCGGGGAAUGGUCAAAGGAUUGAUCGAAGAAAUUGAAAAGGAUUCUGAUGACGACGACGACAGAGUCAAGACACCAUUGUAUGAACCUUUGAUCAUGCCAACCCAAAAUACACCCAAAAAGGUCCCAAAGAAAAGGGUGACGAAGAAAUGA